GGAGAGAGGAGUGAGGUUAGAGAGAGGAAGCUCAACACGCCGAAGAGAGAGAGAGAGAGAGUAAGCACCGGAUCUAAGUCGACGGUCUCAUUAGGGUUUUGCACAAUCGAAUCGGACACAGUCGACGAUCAUCAAUGGCGAUGGCUGCUCUCAGACGCGAGGGGAGGCGAUUCGCCCCUCUCCUCUCCCCCCGCCCAAUCGCCGCCGUCCGAUCCUCCCUCGUUUCUGAGGAGGAUAUCCCUUUUGGCGCGCGCUCUAUUUCAACUCAAGUGGUCAGAAACCGCAUGAAGAGUGUGAAGAACAUCCAGAAGAUCACAAAAGCUAUGAAGAUGGUUGCAGCCUCAAAGCUACGAGCAAUCCAAAUCAGAGCUGAAAAUUCCCGUGGCCUGUGGCAGCCAUUCACUGCCCUUCUUGGUGACACACCUAGUGUUGACGUCAAGAAGAAUGUUAUUGUCACUGUCUCUUCAGACAAGGGUCUCUGUGGCGGUAUUAACUCCACAUCAGUUAAGAUAAGCAAGGCUCUGUACAAGUUGAAUUCCGGUCCUGACAAGGAGACGAAGUAUGUUGUUUUGGGAGAAAAAGCGAAGGCUCAGUUGGUUCGUGACUCAAAGAAGAAUAUUGAGCUAACAAUAUCAGAGCUGCAGAAGAAUCCUCUGAACUACACCCAGGUUUCUGUGCUGGCUGAUGACAUCUUGAAGAACGUGGAAUUUGAUGCAUUGAGGAUUAUCUUUAACAAGUUUCAUUCAGUUGUCUCAUUUUUGCCAACAAUGUCCACUGUGUUAUCGCCAGAAAUUGUUGAGAGGGAGGCUGAGGCAGGAGGAAAGCUCGGAGAAUUAGACUCCUAUGAGAUUGAAGGAGGUGAAACCAAGGCAGAGAUCCUUCAGAAUUUGGCAGAGUUUCAGUUCUCUUGUGUUUUAUUCAACGCGGUGUUGGAGAAUGCUUGCAGUGAGCAAGGAGCAAGGAUGUCUGCUAUGGACAGUUCCAGCAGGAAUGCUGGUGACAUGCUUGACCGCCUUACUCUAACUUAUAACAGAACCCGUCAAGCAUCUAUUACCACCGAGCUCAUUGAAAUUAUUUCUGGAGCAUCGGCACUGGAGGGCUAAUUUCCAAAGAAAUGGUACUUCUCUUUUGUUUCUUUGAGAGCUGAGUUGCUGAAAAGUAUUCCGCCUGCUUGUUUGAUGGCGACGAAAUAAGAUGUUUAGUGGAGGCUUCAUGUAAACAGCGAACGCUUUGUACCCCCCUUUUGGUAAUUGUUGCUGAGAAUCGAGAUCUCCUAAUAACAUCCCGUGUCUGCGGAGUCAUUUUUCUUUUUCUGGAAGUAAAACGUAAAGUCAAUAUUGAAGUACCUUUCCUGCUUAUGCAAA
This is a messenger RNA of Punica granatum (pomegranate), 1364 nucleotides long. The record is from RefSeq and is a predicted model, not a curated record. Lineage: Eukaryota; Viridiplantae; Streptophyta; Magnoliopsida; Myrtales; Lythraceae.